This is a messenger RNA of Fukomys damarensis (Damara mole-rat), 1963 nucleotides long. RefSeq names its product aminoadipate aminotransferase (gene Aadat). Bases 442 to 1719 code for a protein of 425 amino acids. Lineage: Eukaryota; Metazoa; Chordata; Mammalia; Rodentia; Bathyergidae. The record is from RefSeq and is a predicted model, not a curated record. Gene Ontology annotation, biological process: biosynthetic process. The transcript has 13 exons. Gene Ontology annotation, molecular function: L-kynurenine:2-oxoglutarate transaminase activity; pyridoxal phosphate binding.
GAUCCAAGGCCAGCUUGUCGGCCAUCUGGGAGCGGAGUUGCAGACGCUGCACUCCCUCCGUAAAGCGGGGAGUCCUGAGGGCUUUGGUGGACUCGGGCACUGGCUGGGGGUUGCAGGUUUCUCACGCUUUGGCCCGCGGAGAGGGUGCAAGUGCAGUCUGUGACCUUUGGACUGGACAGGGGCAGUCGCACAAGGCAAAAGAACCAACCUCCCUACAGGCCGUGGACUUUACCCCUGCUGAUGCCAGGAAGCACAGGACAAGAAGACCGUGCGCAGCCUGCAGCCUGGGCACCGUGCGGGGACCUCUAGCGCUGCACUUAGGCUUGAGGACUUGGGAGGCUGUCUUGGUUUGGGAGUUUUGUUUUUUUGUUUUUGUUUUGUUUUGUUUUUUUCAAGUCCUGAACCACUGAAGAAAGAGCUUGGCGCUUGACUCUCGGAGACAUGAAUUACGCACGGUUCAUUAACGCGACCAGCGCGGCCAGAAAAUGUUCUCCCAUCCGAAUCUUCGCUGAUGUCCUGAUCAAGUCACCAAAAUCACUCAUCUCCUUGGCUCCUGGAUAUCCAAAUCCAAGCACCUUCCCCUUUAAGAGUGCUGUUAUCACUUUAGAAGGUGGAAACACCAUACAAUUUGGAGAAGAGACCAUGAAGACAGCACUUCAGUAUUCUGCAACUUACGGAAUUCCAGCACUUGUGUCCUGGCUGAAACAGUUGCAAAUAAAAUUGCACAAUCCUCCCAACACCCAUUACCCACCUAACCAGGGACAAAUGGAUCUCUGCAUCACAUCGGGCAGCCAAGAUGGUCUCUGUAAGGCAUUUGAAAUGAUAAUUAAUCCCGGAGAUAAUAUCCUCCUAAAUGAGCCCAUUUAUUCAGGAAUACUUCAAGCUCUGCUCCCGCUGGGCUGCAACAUUAUCAGUGUUCCCAGUGAUGAGUUUGGGAUUAUCCCAGAUGCCCUCAAAGAAAUACUUUCCAAAUGGAAACCAGAAGAUUCCAAGGACCCCAACAAAAACACCCCCAAGUUUCUCUAUACUGUUCCAAAUGGCACAAACCCCACUGGAAACUCAUUGACAGGUGACCGUAAAACAGAGAUCUACAAGCUUGCAAGAAAGUAUGAUUUCCUCAUAAUAGAAGAUGAUCCUUACUAUUUUCUCCAGUUCAACAAGCCCUGGGCACCGACAUUUCUCUCCAUGGAUGUUGAUGGGCGUGUCAUCAGAGCUGAUUCCUUUUCAAAAAUCCUCUCCUCGGGGUUGAGAGUGGGUUUUGUAACGGGCCCAAAACCAUUGAUAGAGAAAAUUGUUUUACACACACAAGUAUCAUCAAUGCACCCCUGCAGUUUCUCACAGCUCAUGAUAUCACAGCUUCUACAGCAAUGGGGAGAAGAAGGCUUCCUGGCUCACGUGGACAGAGUUACUGAUUUCUACAGGAACCAGAGAGACGCCAUAUUGGCAGCUGCGGAGAAGUGGUUAAGUGGUCUGGCAGAAUGGCAUGUACCUGUUGCUGGUAUGUUUUUAUGGGUUAAAAUUACAGGCAUUUCUAAUUCACAACAACUGAUUGAAGAAGAAGCCCUUAAGAAAGAGGUUUUACUGGUUCCUGGGAGUGCUUUCUACAGGGACAGCUCAACUAAUAGCCCUUACUUCAGAGCCUGCUUCUCCACAGUUUCUGCAAAACAGAUGGAUGUGGCCUUCCAGAGAUUAGCCCAAAUUAUAAAAGAAUCUUUGUGAAGAAAUCCAACUAAUCAUACUACUUGUAGGAUUUUCAGAUUAAUUAGUUUUAUGUUUAAUCCAGAAGAAACAAUUAUUGAUGCUAAGGUUAGUUUAACUCAACAACUUUUGAAAUGCCUUUAAAUCCAUCAGAUUGGGAAAAUAUAUUUGUAAGACACUCAGGCUUUUCACUUUUGAAUCUGUAAAAAAAUAUUUUUAUCUUAGAUUUUACUGUAAAGAACUCUGCGGCUGCCUUAUAAUGUUG